AAUUAAUUUCCAUGAUCUGACAUGUUUCUAUUUUUUUGGAAAGGAGACUAGACGUGGCCGGCAGUCGACAGACUCAGUAACUGGUAUUGUGUGGUGCGUGUCGAUCUUGGGCCUUAGUGUCUCGUCAAGCAAAAGAGUAUCUUUCAGUGGAGCUUCUAGCCGUUCCGUUUGAAGCAUGAUUUCUAAUCGACUCCUUUCCGAGAAUUGGAGGUUGCAUGGCCGUCGAUUUAUUAGAUCGUGUCAUGAGCUUAUCAAGCUUCCCCGGUGUUUUAUGGAUAUUAGGGUUGAGGAAGAACAACUUGGUCGCGUUGUGAUUGAGCUAAGGCCCGAUGUCGUACCAAAGACGGCUGAGAACUUCAGGGCACUCUGCACUGGCGAGAAGGGUCUUACUUACAAGGGAACUCCUUUUCACAGAGUCAUUCCUGACUUUAUUGUCCAGGGAGGUGACGUCAUGCAUGGCGAGGGCCACAGGUCCAUCUAUGGGAAAUACUUCUUUGAUGAAAACUUCAAGCUGGAGCAUGAUGAGGCAGGUGUUGUAAGCAUGGCGAACAGUGGACCGGACACGAAUUCCAGUCAGUUCUUUAUCACAGUAGAUGUGGCUGGCUGGCUAGAUGGCAAAAGUGUCGUGUUUGGAAAAGUUACGGAAGGGCUACCGAUCGUGCAGAGGAUUGCCCGUGAUUUCGGCACUAGUGGCGGUACGCCAAAGAUGAACAUUGUAGUUGCUGACUGCGGGGAACUCCUCAGCUAGCAUGGAAACUCACUGACUACUCAUGUUGGAACCGUGUGCUCUUGUUCGUCAUUGCCUUGACUCUUGGCUACAUACAUGUACAUCGGUGGGCACCGGACCAUGGUAUAGUGCAGGCAGGGUUUAUGCGCCCGUGCACUAGCAACACCAUGCCGGCGGCGUGUUUCAAACACCGCUUGGUGCACAUGCUACACUGGUGGUACGGAUACCUGACUGCCCAAUCAUGAAUGUAGCCACCCACCCACCCUGCUCUGCGCCAUUGCACUUUACAGCUUCGAUUUGUUCCGUUUAGCCUCGCGGUGUUUACAAGGGACACAUGUUACGGGUAAAGCGGUCAUCAACGAGCAGGUUCUCACAUCUACACAAGUGCACAGUGGGCAAAGCUCUCACGCAAGCCGGCGAAAGAUGGUGCAUGGUCUGAUUGGUCUCCACUCUCAACGGAUUCUGAUACGUGUAUUCUAAUGCCGGUGUAAGCUCAUUGCGAACAGUUGCAAAUAUGCAAGACUGCAAAUGGACUCUA
Molecule: messenger RNA, 1265 nt
Organism: Sycon ciliatum
Lineage: Eukaryota; Metazoa; Porifera; Calcarea; Leucosolenida; Sycettidae
Product: peptidyl-prolyl cis-trans isomerase-like
Exons: 1
Coding region: 176-748 (190 amino acids)
Biological process (GO): protein peptidyl-prolyl isomerization; protein folding
Cellular component (GO): intracellular membrane-bounded organelle
Molecular function (GO): peptidyl-prolyl cis-trans isomerase activity
Source: RefSeq, a predicted model, not a curated record